Molecule: messenger RNA, 7778 nt
Organism: Episyrphus balteatus (marmalade hoverfly)
Lineage: Eukaryota; Metazoa; Arthropoda; Insecta; Diptera; Syrphidae
Gene: Cadps
Product: calcium-dependent secretion activator
Exons: 28
Coding region: 1285-5886 (1533 amino acids)
Biological process (GO): dense core granule exocytosis; synaptic vesicle exocytosis
Source: RefSeq, a predicted model, not a curated record
AUACGUAGAAAGUAUUAUUUGCAUAAUAAUGUGACCUUGCACGACAUUAUUUAAUCCCUCUAUUAUUUCCUCUGACCUAGGAUCUAGAAGCAAAGAAAAACCUCACCACCACCCUUCUCUAAAUAAUGUCAAAAAAAUAAGAUUUAUUUAACUGUUAAAAUAGGACGACGAAAUCUUGUCGCCAUCCUUCCCGUCACCGAAUUUAUAAGAAAAACUCACACAAGCAAUAAAAGAGAGAUUCAAAAAUGGCCGCAACAGACUCAUAUAAUAAAGGAAACAAAUUAAAAUGCAAUUAUUAAUUUUGAAAAGCAUCGCAGAGACCAUAAAUAAACUAACAAAAUGUUGAAAUAACACAACGAACAAGAAUUAUUGUUUGUUUAGCCUUUCUUCAUAAGAAAAAUUAAUAUUUGCUUCCAAAAAAUAAGAACAAAAAAGCAAGUAAAUAAGAAAUAACAAAAAUGAAAAUAAACGUAACAAAUUUUGUUUUUAAUCAUAAAAAUUCUUAUAAAUAAAAUAAGAAAACACGAAAAAAACUGAAGUGGCGGGAUAAAAAAAAAAUAAAAAAAAUAUGUAAUAAAAUUUUAAAUUAAUUAUCUAUGUAAAUUAAAAUCAAUAAAUAGCAAAAAAAAAAUAAAUAAAUAAAUACACAUCGCAUCAGGUCGAUAGAAAAUAAAUUGCACCAAAAUAUAAAUAUGCGCGACUUAAAUUAAGAACUCUCAGUACAAACAUACAGAAUAUUAUAACUAAUCAAUAAUAAUAAUAAUAAAAAUAAUAAUAAAUUAUCGAAUAUUUUUUAGUUAGUGCAAAAAUAGUAUAAUUCAUAUAUUAAAUUCAAGAGAAAAAAAAAAUAAGACAGAAGUAAUCGUAAUUUCAAAUAUAAAUAAAUAGUAAUUUCUACCACAGUUCGCCUUAUUAGUGAUUUAAGUUUGAAAGAAAAAAUUUUAACAAAAAAUAAAACAUCAACAUAAAAUCAUGAAACAAUAAUUUGCAAGGGAAACUAUACUAUAUAAAUAUCGAAGUUAACUUUUAAGCAAAAUAAAAUUAAAUUUCUAAAGACGCACACAUACUCAAAAGCAAUAUAAACAAAAUAAUUUAUUUAAAAUAGAAAAAUAAAAAUAAACCACAGUAACAAUAAAAUUUUCAUCAAAUUAUUUUAGAAGAUUUAAGAAAGACCAACACAAAAAAAAAUAUAAAAAAAAAAAAAAAACAUAAACAAAUAAAAUCAAUAAAAUCAAUAAAACAAAAAACAGAAAACAAAAAGUUAACACUUAAUCACAAUUUACCAUGAUUGAUCCAAGCUCAAGUGAAGAGGAAGCUGAUGAUGAUCCAGGAGUAGGAAAGGGAAGUCGUUCCCAAGGUGGAGCAUCACAUAAACCAGGCGGUGCUGGUCACCAUGCCGGACCUGUGUUGGUAACGACAAAUUUAGAAGCUACGACGCAAAAUGGAGAUUUUACGCCACAUGGAUCACCACAUCAUGGUGGUGGCAGUGCCUUGGAGUCAGGUGGCUCAACGAUUGCAUCAACGUCAAUGGGUUCUGCACACCAUCCUGCAGGUAAAGCUCAUGCUGGAGGCGAUACUUCUGCUAGCCUCGAGGUACCAGGUGGUGCUGUUGCAAGUAGUAUGACACAUUCAUCAUUUAAAUCGAUAAAUAAAAAUAAAUCGAAUCAUAGAAAUAGUUUUAAUAAUCGAAUAUUAUCGCCAUCUAGUGGAAUGGCACAAGAAACACUUAGUCAAACUAUUGGCUCUUCAAAGGUGAAUUCACUACCUCGACCUCUGUCUCCUUCGCCAUCAGUUGUAAGCGAAAAAAAUGAUGGUGAUGUUGAGGAGAAACAUGAACGAGAAGAAGAGGAGCGAAAACGACGAAUUCAGCUCUAUGUUUUUGUAUCACGAUGUAUAUCUUAUCCUUUUAAUGCAAAACAACCGACAGACAUGACAAAACGACAAACAAAAAUAGUAAAACAUCAAUUAGAAUCAAUAACUGCAAGAUUUCAGGCUUUCCUGAAAGGUGAAACACAGAUAAUGGCGGAUGAAGCAUUUCAAAAUGCCGUACAAAGUUAUCACGAUGUCUUUUUAAAAUCGGAUCGCGUUCAGAAAAUGGUUCAAUCUGGUGCCUGUUCUCAACAUGAUUUUCGUGAGGUAUUUCGAAAUAAUAUCGAAAAGCGUGUGAGAUCCUUGCCGGAAAUCGAUGGCUUGAGUAAGGAAACCGUUUUGACGUCAUGGAUGGCGAAAUUUGAUAUUAUUCUGAAAGGAACCGGCGAGGAGGACACAAAACGACCAUCAAGGAUGCAACAAUCAUUGAACAGCGAAUUGAUUUUAUCGAAAGAGCAACUAUACGAUAUGUUUCAGCAGAUAUUGAGUGUAAAGAAAUUUGAACAUCAAAUCCUUUUCAAUGCAUUGAUGCUAGACUCAGCGGACGAACAAGCAGCGGCAAUUCGCCGAGAGCUAGACGGUCGCCUGCAACGAGUCAGUGAAAUGGAAAGGAAUCGCAAACUUAUGCCAAAAUUCGUACUUAAAGAAAUGGAAUCUCUUUACAUAGAUGAACUCAAAUCAUCAAUUAACUUAUUAAUGGCAAAUCUAGAAUCAUUGCCAGUUUCAAAAGGUUCCAUGGACUCCAAGUACGGACUGCAAAAGUUUAAGCGAUACAAUCACAGCACACCAUCAUUUUUCAAAAUGAUUCUGCGAUCCCAUGGAUCCUUGUCUAAGCUUGAGGGUGAUUCAGCUGAUAGUGAUGCACAAUUAUCAAAACUAGAUGUGGUUUUGACAUUUCAACUCGAAGUAAUUGUUAUGGAAGUUAAAGGCCUCAAAUCAUUAGCACCAAAUCGUAUAGUUUACUGCACGAUGGAAGUUGAAAAUGGUGAGAAACUUCAAACAGAUCAAGCUGAAGCUUCAAAACCGAUGUGGGACACCCAAGGUGAUUUUACAACGACACACCCUCUGCCAGUAGUAAAGAUUAAGUUAUAUACGGAAAAUCCCGGCAUGCUAGCCUUGGAAGAUAAAGAACUGGGAAAAUUUAUCAUCAAACCAACGCCUUUGUCUUCGAAGUCACCUGAAUGGCAUCGAAUGACAGUACCGAAAAAUCUUCCUGAUCAGGAUCUUCGAAUAAAGGUCGCAUGUCGAAUGGAGAGGCCACUCAAUAUGAAACAUUGCGGUUAUUUAUUCGCUAUCGGCAAAACUGUGUGGAAGAAAUGGAAAAAACGCUACUUCGUCUUAGUGCAAGUAUCUCAAUACACAUUUGCUAUGUGCAGUUACAAAGAGAAAAAACCUGAGCCAUCCGAGAUGAUGCAACUUGAUGGAUAUACUGUAGAUUAUAUUGAAGGAGCUAGUGCAAAUCUAAUGUUUGGAAUCGAUCUAAAUGGAGGAAGAUAUUUUUUCAAUGCUGUACGAGAAGGUGAUAGUAUCGCUUAUGCUUGUGACGAUGAAAACGAAUGCAGCCUUUGGGUUAUGGCUAUGUAUCGGGCUACUGGUCAAUCACAUAAACCAACACCUCCAGUAACACAAGAUAAAAAUUCAGCUAUUUCAAAAAUACAAGGAGAUGCCGAUAAAGCGAGAAAACAUGGCAUGGAAGAUUUUAUAAGUGCCGAUCCUUGUACUUUUGAUCAUGCAACGCUAUUUAAAAUUCUACAAAAUCUUACCCUCGAAUACCGACUUAACGAUCCUUAUGCUUCAUUGGGUUGGUUUAGCCCCGGAGAGGUAUUCGUAUUGGACGAAUACUGUGCACGAUACGGCGUAAGAGGAUGUUACCGACAUCUUUGCUAUCUGUCCGAUUUAUUAGAUCGCGCCGAAAAACAAUUUAUGAUUGAUCCAACUUUAAUUCAUUAUUCUUUUGCUUUUUGUGCGAGCCAUGUGCAUGGCAAUAGACCGGACGGUGUUGGUAGUAUAACUCACGAGGAAAAGGAGAAAUUCCAGCAAAUUAAAGAAAGACUGCGUGUGCUGCUCGAAUACCAGAUAACAAACUUUCGAUUUUGUUUUCCAUUUGGACGGCCUGAAGGUGCUCUCAAGGCAACUUUAUCAUUGCUGGAAAGGGUUCUUAUGAAGGACAUAGUGACGCCGGUUCCACCAGAAGAGGUAAGACAAAUGAUCAAGAAGAGUCUAGAAACAGCCGCAUUAGUCAACUACACAAGAUUAUCAUCAGAAGCGAAAAUCGAAGAGGAUCUUCGUGGUGAAAUGAUUGUGCCACCAGCUAAAAAGCUUGAAGAUCUAAUACAUUUAGCUGAAUUAUGUGUGGAUUUACUGCAGCAAAACGAAGAACAUUAUGCAGAGUUACGCAAAAAUGAUCCGGAUCAAAAAGAUGCAGCUGCAGCUGCAGCUGAUGGUAAUGAUCCCAACGCCGCAGCCAAUCAAGCAGCUGGAAAUUCGUCGUCAUCAGGAGGAGCUUCUGGAUCAGGACAAGUAACUAAUGCCCAAGCAGCUCAACCGCCACCAUUUCGAUACUGCAUGCCAACUCAUGCGGUCUAUACUGCUCCAGUACCAACGGCAUUUGCAUGGUUCAGUGAUCUACUUGUUGAACAUGCCGAGAUCUUCUGGUCCCUUUUUGCCGUCGACAUGGAUCGUGUGUUAUCCGAACAGCCUCAAGAUACAUGGGAUUCAUUUCCAUUGUUUCAAAUACUUAACGAUUACUUAAGAACGGAUGAUAAUUUAAAAAAUGGUCGGUUCCAUCAACAUUUACGAGAUACAUUUGCGCCAUUAGUUGUACGUUAUGUUGAUUUAAUGGAAUCAUCAAUAGCACAAUCAAUACAUAAAGGAUUCGAAAAGGAAAGAUGGGAAAGCAAAGGACUGCAGAGCUUAGUCAAAAAAGAAAAAGAUAUUGCCUUUUACAUACCCAAGCUACGUAAUGUCGUGGAAGAGCCAACGAGCAAUGGUUGUGCGACUUCAGAAGAUCUCUUUUGGAAACUAGAUGCCUUACAAUCGUUCAUACGUGACCUUCAUUGGCCAGACGCAGAAUUUCGACAACAUUUGGAGCAGCGUCUAAAAUUGAUGGCAUGUGAUAUGGUGGAGCAGUGCUUGCAGCGCUCAGAUGCUGCAUUCCAGUCGUGGCUUAAAAAGAACGUGGCCUUUAUAUCGACAGACUACAUAAUACCUUCAGAGAUGUGCGCAAUGGUUAAUGUGAUAUUAGAUGCUAAAAACCAAAGCUUUAAACUAUGCACAAUCGAUGGUGUAGACUUGUACAAAUAUCAUUCAAAAAUUGAUGAUCAAAUAGACAAGGCCAAUGUAGCAAUGACACAAGGCCUUAUUGGUAAACUUAUGUCUGUCUUAGAUUCAACGUUAUCAAAAUUGUCACGAUACGAUGAAGGUAGUUUAAUUGGAUCUAUUCUUAGUUUUACAAAUGUUUCGAGUUCGGGUAAAGAUCUCGGUCAAGGCUAUGUGAAUUUUUUUCGCAAUAAUAUGGAUCAAAUACGUGGCAAAAUAAGUGAUGAUCUAUGGACACUUAAUUUCUUCGAACAAUGGUACACGCAACAGAUUAAUAUGCUUUGUAAUUGGCUCUCUGAACGACUUGAUCAUUCUUUACACUAUGCUCAGUGCACGUCUUUAUCACACAUAGUCAAAAAAAUAUAUUCUGACUUCGAGCUGCAAGGUGUAAUGGAAGAUAAACUUAAUUCCAAAGCCUAUCAAACUGUUGCGCAGCGAAUGGCGACCGAAGAAGCUACAUGUGCGCUUACAAUGCCAGAAGGUGCCGAAGGUGAAGAAAUGCUUGACGAAGUCGAAGGAGAAGAAGGCGAACCGGGCACAGGAAAUCCAGGUGGAGCUGGUGGCGGUGGUGGUGGUACACCCAAACCCAAAAUUGCUGCUGCAACAGCUGCCUUACCACAAAUCGGGCGAGUUGGAAACAUCCUAGGAAAGGGCAUUGGUGGGCUAAGCUCAAAACUGGGAGGCGGUGGCUGGUUUUAAACAAAAACAAAACAAUAGCUACAAACAAACCAAUCAUAACGACAUACAUGCAUAAAUAUACUCUCUUCCUGCAUACAUUUUUACAUAUAAACAUAUACAUAUAUCCACAUUAAGGGGCUUUUUCCAAGUUUUUGUUUGUUUUUAUUUUUGGCUCCAUUGACAAAAUAUUGUUCUAAACAUGAAAAACAAAUAGGUUUUGUUUUUACUUUCAACUUUCUUAAUGGUUUUUGAGUACAUUAGUGUCCUAAUUUAUUUAUUUUAAGCUCAAAAAAAAAAACAAACGAGAAUUUCUUGAUUUUGCAAAACCCAUCACUAUGGUAUUUAAACUGAACGAGAUGAUUAAUUAACCUCGUUCAAAAACUCGUGAAUCGUGAUAAACCAUAAGUUAUGGAUAAAUUUGAAAUUUUACUUAACUUAAAAUUCCAAUUUCGAUGUAAUCUCCCAAACUAACAAUUUUGUUUUUAUAAAGCUUUACAAAAUCUAUAUAAACACCUGUAAAGCUUUUCAGAAGGUAAAAUUGUUUGUUUAACUCUAACGUUAUUCAUAUUUAAAACAAUUUUUCGUUUUUAUAUGGAGAAAAAAAGUAUUAAAUAAAGCCACCCUAAUGUAGUGCAUAUAUGUAUGUAUAUAUAUAUAUGUAUUUAUAUGUGUAUAUAUAUAUAUAUAUAGAUCUAUACCAUAUAGGUAUAUAAUUACAGAUAUAAUUUAAACAAAAAUCAUUUAAAACAUUUUUCGGCUAGCUUCAAAAUUUAUACAUAGAAAUAAAAUAUCGGUACAUAUAUAAAUACAAAACCUUUAUUCAAAUUGAUUAGUUAAUUAAAAUUCAAUUCAAAAAAAUUAUUAAACAAAAAUUAUUUUCAAAUAUCAAGGUUUUCAAUAUAUACGAGUACACAAUAUUUGUAUCACCUUACACAAAAACUAUUCGAAACUAUAGAGCCUCCAAUCUCUCUCCCUCUUUCUCUCGCUCUCUAUCUCUCUCUUCAAUUCAGCGAUUCCUUCUUUAGUAUAAAAAAAAAAAUGUAUAAUUAAAUUGUGUCAUACAAAAUUUCUUCCCAAAAAAAAAAAAAAACAAAACAAAAAACUUAAACAAAUUAACCACUCAAAUUUAUUCUUCUAAAAUGUUAUAUAUAAAAAUAACACUUUCCAAUAGAUAAAUUGUUAUUUAUUUAGCACUUUGUUCGCUUUGAAAAUAAAAACUUAAAAACAAAAAUUAAUAAAAAAAAAAAAAAAAAACAAAAAAUAAUUACUUCAAAAACUAUAUAUUCUUAAAAUUUCAAGAUUGUUGAGUAAAUCAAAGCCAACAGAAAUAUAUAUAAAAAAAAUAUCAAACACCCACAGUUAAAUUCCUCUUAUCCAUCCAUCACCAUCACCCUUUAUGCUCUCUUCUGUAAAUUUAAUAUCAAAAUGGAGAACCUUCGAAACACAUAUAUAGAUACAAUAUCAACAUUACAUUAAAACAACGAGUUCCAAAUCACAGAAAACCAUUAAAAUACACACACACACACACACCUCAAGACCUAAGCCAUCACAACACAACAACAAAAAAUUCAAAACGGAAACAGGAAUCAGGAAAUAACUUAUGAAUUUCAACAGAAACAAAAGGCAAAUUACAAAUUACAUUGAGAGCGCAGAAAUGCAGAAAGGACCUUUGAAGCAAUAUACAGAAAACGAAUACUUAAAUUAUUAUAUUCAAGGAUAAUCUCUUCCUACUAACAAACAACAACAAUUAUAAUAGUUAAAUAUAGGUAAACACCGAAAAUGAAACACACACACAUACCUACUUAAAAAACAAAUACAAAAAAUAAACAACUCACAAUAUACAACAAAAUCAUAUCGGUUAUUUAAUAAUUUAUCUAAAAAAAAAAAAAAAAACUUAAAAUAUUUAUAUUAAA